Messenger RNA from Rhizoctonia solani, 816 nucleotides. Its product is annotated as alpha/beta hydrolase family protein. The record is from RefSeq and is a predicted model, not a curated record. Bases 1 to 816 code for a protein of 271 amino acids. The transcript has 3 exons. Lineage: Eukaryota; Fungi; Basidiomycota; Agaricomycetes; Cantharellales; Ceratobasidiaceae.
AUGAGCGCUCUCAUUAGCUCCAAUAUCAUCCCUGAAACGACAAUAGUACCUCUGUCAGCCGGACACACUCUCGAGGUUGAUAUCUACACUGCACUGGCAGAUACAAUUAACCUUGGUGCACAGAAGAUUGCUGUUCUCUGUCAUCCAUGGUCCUGGCUAGGAGGAUGCAAGGAUGACCCAGUGCUUGAGAGCAUCGCUGUAACUCUUAAUGUCAAACUCAACAUGCAUGUGCUCGUUCCCAACGCCCGUUCAGUGGGCAACUCAACAGGAAGGGCCUCCUUCUCUGGUAAAUCCGAGGCGGCAGAUCUCGAAGAAUUGACCCAAUGGUAUAUAAACAAAGCAAAGGACCCACCACAGCUUGAGUCUCGCAGGGUUACUCACAUGGAUCACUUCUCGCGUCGUGUCAUCCUAUUCUUCCUGACCCGAUACAAACAUCACAUUCUUCUAUCAUAUCCUCUAUCCCCUCUUCCUCUGCUUACGUUUUUCAACGCUUCAACGUACAGGGAACACUUGUCUCGACUUGUUAGCAAUCCACAAGCGCGUGUGCUUAUCCUUUUCGGCGAUAAAGACCAAUUCACUGGUAUCAGCAAUUAUCAGUCCUGGGCCAACAACCUCGAGCAAGCACAAGGUUCAUCGACAUCGGAAGCCAUUGGUAGUGGCGCUAUUGAGGUCAAAAUGGUUACGGGUGCUGAUCACUUUUGGCGUGGACGCUUUAAUCGACAGAUGACUGAGGCAAUAAUAACUUGGUUGGAGAAAUAUGAUCCCGUUCACAGAUCUUCCGGGAGAUUGGCGACUACACUAGCAAACGAUGAGUAA